AUGUCGGGUCCUCUGGCAAACAUUUUUGGGUCUGCCAUCCUCAGGGUCGCUGCCCUACUGCGUGUCCACUGUCCUGUGCUGGCGCUGAGGCUGUCCCGAGCAAGAGAAGCCGUCCUGGAUGCCCAGUUUCUUGUUUUGGCUUCAGAUUUGGGCAAAGAGAAGGCCAAGCAGCUGCGUUCUGAUCUGAACUCAUUUGAUAUGUUAAGAUAUGUUGAAACUCUACUGACACAUAUGGGUGUAAAUCCGCUAGAAGCUGAAGAACUCAUCCGUGAUGAAGAUAGUUCUGAUUUUGAAUUCAUAGUCUAUGACUCCUGGAAAAUAUCAGGCAAAACAGCAGAAAACACCAUUAAUAAAACCCAUACAUUCCACUUUCUGUUGGGUUCAAUACAAGGAGAGUUCCCUGUGCCAAAGCCACGAAGUGAUCGUCCAAGGAAAGGGCCCACGACGGAAGAGAAGAAGACUAUGCCGGACCAGUUAAGUGAAAUGGAAGACUCUCAUCAAGAAGCAACAGAAAAGGAAGUGGAAAGAAUUUUGGGAUUAUUGCAGACCUAUUUCCAAGAAGAUCCUGAUACUCCGAUGUCCUUCUUUGACUUUGUGGUUGAUCCACAUUCUUUUCCCCGAACGGUGGAAAACAUCUUUCAUGUUUCCUUCAUUAUAAGGGAUGGUUUUGCAAGAAUAAAGCUUGACCAAGACCGACUGCCAAUAAUAGAGCCUGUUAAUAUUAAUGAAGAAAGUGAGGGAAUUGACCAAAACACCCAAAUUAGGAAUCAAGGAGUUAUAGCUUUGAGUUACCGGGACUGGGAGGAGAUCGUGAAGACCUUUGAGAUCUCAGAGCCUGUGAUUGCUUCAGGCCAGAGCCAGCAGAGGCUAAGUGCUUGACGCCAGCAAAGGACUCAACUGGAUAAUGAAAUACAAACAGGGGAGCAGCAUGCAUUGUAUAUAUUGUAUGAUUAAACAUUUUUAAAGACAGAUUGUUUUUAGUAAAAUGUAGCUUUUGAUAGUUAAUGAAUUUGUCAUGGUUGUCUUUGAUUAAAGGAAAUUCACUGCCAUAUUCACAAACA
Suricata suricatta (meerkat) is the source of this 1061-nucleotide messenger RNA. RefSeq names its product NSE4 homolog A, SMC5-SMC6 complex component (gene NSMCE4A). NCBI's taxonomy places the organism in Eukaryota, Metazoa, Chordata, Mammalia, Carnivora, Herpestidae. The transcript is spliced from 11 exons. Gene Ontology annotation, cellular component: Smc5-Smc6 complex; nucleus. Gene Ontology annotation, biological process: DNA repair. The record is from RefSeq and is a predicted model, not a curated record. Bases 1 to 879 code for a protein of 292 amino acids.